Messenger RNA from Beta vulgaris subsp. vulgaris (sugar beet), 5624 nucleotides. Its product is annotated as nuclear pore complex protein NUP214. The transcript is spliced from 17 exons. Gene Ontology annotation, molecular function: structural constituent of nuclear pore. NCBI's taxonomy places the organism in Eukaryota, Viridiplantae, Streptophyta, Magnoliopsida, Caryophyllales, Amaranthaceae. The coding region runs from base 138 to 5240 and encodes 1700 amino acids. The record is from RefSeq and is a predicted model, not a curated record. Gene Ontology annotation, biological process: RNA export from nucleus.
GUGUUCUUCACUCUCGUUGUAUCGUUCACUAACUAGUUCGCCAAUUCCCGCCCAAACAAGAGAUUCUUCAACUCUCGAUUUCUCCUGCGACAUCGACGAACUUUUCGCCCUAAAAUCUCCCCUCAAGACCUCCAACAAUGGCGGAUUCUCAUUCAAACACUAAAACCUUACAAAUUGAAGAGCAAGUUGAUGUAGAACACAUUCCAACUACCGAUUAUUUCUUCUCUAAAGUUGGCGGAGCUGUUUCUAUCACUUCCGACCAAACGAUUUUCGAUGCGAGUAACCCUCCUUCGGUGCCCUUGGUCAUCUCUCAGCGUUUCGGCGUCGUAUUUGCUACUCAUUCAUCUGGAUUUUGUGUUGCGGAGACGAAGGACGUUGUAGCAGCGGCGAAAGAGAUUAAGGAUAAAGGAAGUGGUCCUUGUGUUCAAGAGUUGAGUGUUGUUGAUGUUGCUAUUGGUAGGGUUUCUAUUUUGGCUCUUUCAAUUGAUUCUUCGGUGGUUUCGGCGGUUGUUGGAGGAGAGAUUCAUUGUUUUUUGGUCGAAUUGCUUCUCAAGAAGGAUAAAAAACCCGCAUUCUCCUGUUCUGUUGAAUCAAACCAUGUGAAGGACAUGAUUUGGAUCAAAGACAUGGAGUCUUCCUUUAUUCUUCUAACAAAUAGUGGGGAGCUACAUCUUGGAGCUAUAAACAACUCUCCGAAACAUGUGAUGGACCAGGUUGAUGCUGUUGGAAGGAGUGUAGAUGGAAAAUAUGUUGCUGUUGGGAGAAAAAACAAUCUUAGCGUUUUCUCUUCAAAAUUCAAAGAGGAGGUACAAAUUUCACUUCCAACAGAUACAUGGACUGACGAGAGGGACACUGUUAAAGUGGAUAGCAUCAGAUGGGUUCGCUCAGAUAGUAUUGUGGUAGGAUGCUUUCAGCAAACUGAAGACGGCAUGGAGAAAAAUUACUUCAUACAAGUCAUCACGAGUAAAGACGGAAAAAUCAUUGACGGUUCUUCGAAGCUCACUUCAGUGAAUAUCAGUGAUCUUUUUCUUGGCUUUGUUGAUGAUAUUGUACCACGUGGCUAUGGGCCUCAUCUAUUUGUAAAUUAUUUGGAAAACUGUGAGUUUGCUUUUGUAUCUAAUAGGAAGAAUACUGAUCAACAUAUUAUGUUGUUUGAUUGGACGCAAGGGGACAACCGAGUAUCUGUGAUUGAGAUUGAGAGAGAUGAUAAUUUGACCCCAAGAAUUUUACUUCAAGAAAAUGGGGAUGAUAACUUGGUCCUCGGGCUUUGUGUUGACGAAUCUUUGGUUUCCGAAAAUGUGAAAGUCAAUCUUGGAGAUGAAGAGGAGAGAGUACUUCCUUCACAUUGCCUUUUAGCGUGUAUAACACUUGAGGGCAAGCUUGUUAUGUUCAACGUUGCCAGUAUUGCUGGGUCUCAGCGCUCAAGUCAGGCUUUAUCUGCUUCUUCUCUUGAUGUUCAGAAUACAUCUGUGGUCGGACCUUCAGAUCUUGGAGAAGCUCCUUUGCCAGAGGAGGUGGAAAAAACCAAACUAUCGGGUGUAGAUUCGGAAUUACAUGAAUCGGAUGUGAAGGAAAUUAGCUCUGCACUUGAUAAAGUUCCUGUAAUAAAGGAACAAAAGCCUUUUGAGCAGAAGAAAUACACUCCUGGUAUCCUUAAUUUUGAUCAAAAUAUCAGGAAGGAACUAGUGGCUGGAAACAAUAAUCAGAAGGCCGAAGUAGAUGUCAAUAACUCUAAGCCUCUUGGGCAUUUGGGGAAGUCUCGUGAGGGAACUGCAAACCAGUUCUCAUUCAAGAAGUUCCAGGAGGGCCUAAGUUUUGGUGCAGGAGAUACUGUCGCGACUGAAAAAUGGAAGAUUGAGCGUGGUGUAUCUUUGACUGAUAAGUCUCUGGAGAAAAGCAGGACUGACAGGGGUUUAGAAGAAACGAUUGGAUCUGGUGAGUUAAACAGUACUUCGAUCCCGACAAGUUCAGGCGGUUCUUUGGGUAGUUCAGGUGUAUCCAAUGUUAGAUCUCUUUCUCCAUCACCAGCGUUGGCUAAAAGUACCUUGUCUGGGAGUCCUUUUUCAUCCACAGAUACAGCAAAUAGCUCUGCAAGGUUCACUGGAAACUUCGGUUCCCGUCUGUCGGAUCCAUUCAAUUCUUCAACAGGAAAAGCUGCCAACCACAGUCAAAAACCAAUAGUUAGCAGUGCUCUCUCAGGAAUUCAACUUGGUUUUCCUAGCUCUAAAUUACAGCUGCAAGAAAGUGCCAAAUCUCAGAACUUUACUGACCAAAGUGUACACCAAACGCUGGGUAAUAAUAAGAAGUCUUCUCCUCUUGGGCAGCUGAACCCUGAGCACAAUUUAUUGAAGCAAUUCUCUAAUGUACAAAACAUGGCUAAUGAGUUAGACAAACUUCUGGAAUCUAUAGAAAAAGCAGGAGGUUUUAGGGAUGCUUGCACAACUGCUCAUAGAAGUUCACUUGAAGCCUUAGAGGAAGGCAUGGAUAGUCUCUCCGAGAGGAACAGAGAGUGGCAGAGUUCUACGGAGGGACGACUUAGAGAGGUGCAACUUCUUCUUGAUAAGACUGUACAAGUUUUGGCGAGGAAAACACACAUGGAAGGCAUUGUUAGGCAAACUACAGAUGGACAGUAUUGGGACUUGUGGAAUCGCCAAAAGUUAAAUUCAGAACUUGAUCAGAAGCGAGAUAGCGUUUUAAAUCGGAGUCAGGAUCUGAUCAACCGGAUGAUUGAACUAGAAAAGCAUUUCAACACCCUUGAGCUUAAUCUAUAUGGUGAAAGCAGUGGAGUAAACUCAAUUUCUCGAGCACGAAAUUCUAGAUCCGUGCCAUCCAGGCACAGCCAGUCAUUGCAUGCUAUUCAUAAUGCAACAAUUUCACAGCUAACUGCUGCAAAGCAACUUUCUGAAUCUCUGUCCAAACAAAUGACUGUAUUGAGCAUUAAGUCACCUCCAACAAAACAAGCUAAUGUCAAAAGGCAAGUUUUUGAGUCCAUCGGGAUACCUUACCCAGAUGACUCUCUUCGUUCGCCAGGCACAGCAAAGAUAAUGGAUUCCCCAUUGAACAGAAAUCCAUUAGUUUCUUGCUCAGGUGAAACUCGUAAUGCAUCUAGAAGGAUCCAGUUGAGUGGUGUCAGCAGUCAUGAUCUGGAAACUGCAAGAAGGAGGAGAGAUUCACUGGAUAGGAAUUGGGGAAACUUUGAGGCUCCAAAAACAACAGUCAAAAGGAUGGUGGUACAGAAUGAGAGCCAGAAGGUUGGUGGUUUGUUCUCUUCAAUGGAUAAGCAAUUCGUCAGUCCUUGCAAACUGGAAGGGUCAACAACCACUUCUUCCAAGGUUCUUGCUGUGCAGGAUAGGAAUGAGCAUAAGGGCGCACUACAAAAAGUCAACUCUGAUACUGCAGCCACAUCUAAAUUCAAAUGGGAUGGAGGCAUCCCUGAACUGCCACAAGCUGGAAUGGAGCAGCCUCUAAGAUGGAAGCUUUCACAAGGUGACAGUUUCUCGGCCACCCAAAGCAUGUCUUCAUCAUCCAUUGUUGAUCCAAAUCUGAAGAAAGGAUACAUUCGUUCCAAUGCUGAAAGACAAGGGACUAGGAUAGGGAAUAACGACAAAACUGAUAGGCCUGGUACUGCUUCAGCUGACACGAUGUCGUCUGUGUUACAGUUUAGUGAAGCCAAAUCAACCACCCAAAAGACCCAGCCACGUCUAUUUUCCUUUUCAACAAAAGGUGGCCAGACACCAAUUUCUGGUAGCGAGCAGACUGUUGCUGGGCAAAGUUUUUCCAAUGUUUCAACUAGUAAACAAGAUAUUGGAGCUUCACCUCCAUUGAUAUAUCCCCCUGUCAGCUCUUCUAUAUCACCUAAUCUGAGUAUGCAGACCUUACCAGUCACGUCGGUAGAAGGUGGAUCUGUCACCAGUCCUAAGAAAGUCUUACAAUUUCCCUCUCCAGCGUUUUCUGUAUCUUUCUCAGAUGCAUCAACUUUGAGCUCUUUAACCUCCAGAAAUUCUAAGGAGGUUUUACAAUUCCCUACACCAGCCAUUCCUGUUUCUGCCCCACAAGCAGAACUGGUGAUUUCUGUGUCUUCCAAGGGUACAGAGUUGGCGAAUUUUGAUUCUACUGAAUCUUCUGUAAAUCCAUCUGGAGAGCCGUCAGCGAUAGGGCCUGAAGCUGCUAAUAAUAAAGUAAUUGCAGCCAAUAAUCUGGCUACAGCUCAGUCUCCAGAGAAGUUAGCCCCUUCUAGUGACGGCUUAAAUUUUGUGCCUUUGAUGCCUUCCGCUUCAACUGAAGCUCCAAAAGUGUUUGACUCAAGCCUCGACAUGAACAAGACUGCCACACAUGUAUCUGGUAUGGUAUCAAAUACUCCAGAAAAGAAAUCUGCAGCAGUUGCAUCAUCGUCACCAUCUCCAUCAGAACUUGGAGGUUCCGCUGGUGGAAAGAGCAAUAAUGAUGAUACUGUAGCACAGGAAGAUGAAAUGGAAGAAGAAGCACCUGAGACAAACCAAACAGCAGAUUUUUCUCUAGGAAGCCUUGCUGGAUUUGGUAUAGGAUCAGCACCCAGUGCUACAGCUCCAAAAUCGAAUCCAUUUGGUGGUCCAAUGACUAGUACACCACAAACUAUGCCUAGUUCAGUUUCUCUAACUGUUCCUUCUGGAGAGUUGUUCCGUCCUGCAUCGUUUAGUUUUCAACCUCUGCAGGCUUCCCAGUCCUCCCAACCUGCUAGUAUUGGAACUACUUCUGGUACCUUUGGUUUUACAAAUCCUCUUCAGCAGAGUUCCUCGGGGAAUGGGUUUGGUCAGCCAUCACAAAUUGGCUCAGGACAACAGGCUUUGGGUUCAGUUCUUGGUUCGUUUGGACAAUCAAGGCAACUUGGUGCUGGCUUACCUGGUAGCGGUUUUGGGAUUCCUCAAUCUCCUGGCGGUGGCUUUCUAAAUGCAUCCACUGCUGGAGGAUUCGCUGGCAUUGGUUCCACACCCAGUGGCUUUGGCGGUGGUUUUGCUACUGCAGCUACUGUCGGAGGUGGGUUUGCUGCUGCAGCUACUGGGGGUGGGUUUGCUGCUGCAGCCCCUAGUGGAGGCGGGUUUGCUGCUGCUCCUCCAAGUGGAGCUGGCUUUGCGGCUGCUGGUGGUGGGGCUGGUGGAUUUGGCGCCUUCGGUAAACCAGGGAGUGGUGGCUUUUCUGGGUUUGCUGGUGGUACUGGUGGAAGACAGGCCCCAUCGGAGCUAUUUACACAAAUGAGAAAAUAAUUUAAUCCUGAGCAAGAAUGGCUUCUCUAGUUGUUUUGACUACGCUCUUGUAGAUAUUUGUCAUGAUAGUGUAGGCAUAUGUAGUCAGUCAUUGAUUUGAUUGCAUUAGCAAUUACUAAACACUCCCCCAAGAAUGAAACUUCAGAAACCUAGAUUGUGAACCAACGUAAACUUACAGCUGUCAUUGGCUUAUUGCUAUAGGUUGUAUACUUGUAUAAGAUUAAAUUCUUGGUUUACAUGUGUACAAGGUUUCAGCAUCAUACACACAAAUAGAGCUAAAUCACACACUCUGUCCCCAAGUAAUAGGGCUGUAUUUCUACUUUUAGGUCAUGCUAAAACAAUAGGUUAGUUUUAACUUUUAGUAAAUUGAACUAUUAAUUAUUA